GCCAAUCGUCAUCAUCAUCGGCUCGUGAAAGAUAAAUCACAACAUCUUUGCGGGAUUGCGUGAAUGUUCCGCUCGAGAGAGUUAAAAAAUGGCCGUAACAGCGAACAAAAACGUUGCAUUGGGCUGCUUUCUUGUGGCUGUUUUUGCAAUAAAUGGAUGUGACUGCGCGAGUAACACUACCUCCAACUCAACGAAAAUAGACGAGGGAAAGCUUCUAGACCAACUAUUUCAAGGGUACGACAAGCGCGUGCGUCCAGUAACGGACCCGUCCGAUGUGGUGGAGUUGAAGCUUGGACUCAAGAUUCAAAAGAUAGUGAAGAUUGACAGCAAAGAACAGGAGAUGAUCACACGUGUUUGGGUAACACAGGUUUGGAGAGACCCAAAGCUUAGAUGGGAUGUCGAAAAAGGAGGUGGCAUAGAAACAAUAUUUGUGGACCCAAGCGAGAUUUGGACACCGGAUAUCUCACUAUACAACAAUGCUGAUGAUUCCGUGUCAGUUGCUGGCUCCGUAAAAAAGUUCCAGACCAAAAUUGUCGUCGCAAACACGGGUAAAGUCGUAUGGCAGUCCCCAGCAACCUUCAGAAGCGAGUGCUCCAUCAAGAUUCGUUACUGGCCCUUUGAUGUGCAGAAAUGCUCAAUGACAUUUGGCUCUUUUAUCUUUCCCGCGUCAGCUCUAAACGUCACCUCCCUCUACGACUCAUCUUUCUAUACAGACCGAUUCAUGCAGAGUGGAGAUUGGGACAUCAAGGAGGUGUCUUUGGGGAGAGCCGAUACCAGGCCAGGAAAAACCACAGUCAGUACACUACGCCUGCAGAUCACGGUCGAGCGCAAGCCGAUCUACUACAUCAUCUACCUCAUCAGCCCCUGUUCCUUGCUGCUUUUCCUUGCCUUAAUGAGUUUCACAAUCCCCUCGGAGAGCGGUGAAAGGAUCGGUUUCAUUACCACUAUCCUGCUUGCCCUGACUGUUUACCUCCUGCUUGUUCAGCAACUGCUGCCGGAGACCUCGGACGAGCUUCCUCUCGUCGGUUUAUUCUGCGUUAUUGCCAUUGCUGAAACUGCGUUCGUUUUGCUUCUGACAAUUUUGGUUUUGCGCUGCUUUUACAAGGAAGGCCAGCCCCCAGUCUGGGCUCAGCGACUGCUUGGAUGUUGGUGUUGCAAAAAGCAGGAGAAGAAAAGAAAACCCGGCACGCUUUCUAAACUCGGCGAGACGUACAUGAACGGCUACGAGAUGGGUUCUUCGUCUGAGAAGAUAGCCACGGACAUCGUAUCCGUCUUCAGUCAAUUCAAGACGGAGGAAGAAGCAGCCGGACCGAGCUGGCAGGACAUUUCACGGACAUUGAACAUAAUUUGCUUUGCAAUUUCUGUCGUACUCAUUAGCACCACCUGUGCAGUGAUUUUUACUAAUUCUGACAGCGUCACAACUGAUGUUUCAUAAUUAAAAGACCUUUGACAGGAAAUAACGACUCGGGUGCAUCUAGAGAGGGGCUAGAGUCCUAGUUGAUGACGUUUAGAAAUCUAAAUUUUGAUUUCUAAUGUUUGGUCAUCCGAAAUGUAUUGCCUGAUGACGUCCCUUACCAGUAAAGGUCUGAGUUAUUGGCGUC
Nematostella vectensis (starlet sea anemone) is the source of this 1601-nucleotide messenger RNA. Its product is annotated as neuronal acetylcholine receptor subunit beta-3. Lineage: Eukaryota; Metazoa; Cnidaria; Anthozoa; Actiniaria; Edwardsiidae. Gene Ontology annotation, biological process: signal transduction; monoatomic ion transmembrane transport; regulation of membrane potential. Gene Ontology annotation, cellular component: synapse; neuron projection; membrane. The coding region runs from base 89 to 1435 and encodes 448 amino acids. The transcript is spliced from 6 exons. The record is from RefSeq and is a predicted model, not a curated record. Gene Ontology annotation, molecular function: transmembrane signaling receptor activity; neurotransmitter receptor activity; extracellular ligand-gated monoatomic ion channel activity.